AUGACUGGACACAUUGCCCGAGCUUGUCGCAAUAAUAAAAAGUCUAAUGCUGAAAAGAAUGCUGACAGAAGAACCAGAGGAAGAGGAAGACGCUUCACACAGGAGAGAAAUGUGCAUUAUUGUUCUCCCAGAGUGGCAGAAGGGAGUGAGGAGGAGGAACAGGCAUUCCCAUUAUACAGUGUCCUGGGCGAGGAGGAGGAGGGGGAACCACCCUACAAGGUAUGCAUGGCUUUAAAUGAAGAACCAGUGACAUUUGAAGUAGAUACUGGUUGUGGACUCACCAUCCUGAAUAAGAAAACAUUCAAAAAAAGUGAAAAAUGCCCCUCCAUUGAAAAAAAAACUCGCCUGAAGUUGAGAACAUAUACAAAGCAAAAGAUAAAGGUGCUGGGGAAAACAUAUGUGAAAGUGAACUACAAACAACAGGAAAAGAUAUUGCCCAUCAUAGUUGUUCGGGGCACAGGUCCAAACUUACUAGGAAGAUGGUGGUUGAAGCAUGUUAAACUGGACUGGGCUGAAAUAAAGAACCAGGCACACCACCCAUCAUCCCUGAACCUGGAUCAAGUGCACACUACAACAAACUCACAGCCCCUGACCUUGGAGCAAGUGCUACAAAAGCAUGAGGGAGUGUUUAAAGAAGAAUUGGGAACUUUAAAAGGAUUUAAAGCUACUAUUCAUGUACCUGAUAAUGCAGCUCCCCGCUUUUAUAGACCCAGAUCUGUUCCCUAUGCUAUGAAACCUAAAGUUGAUGCUGAAAUUGACAGACUGUUAAAAGAGAAUAUCAUUACACCCGUCAAGUAUUCUGAGUGGGCAGCUCCUGUGGUUCCUUUGCUCAAACCUGAUGGUGCCUGUAGAUUAUGUGGAGAUUAUAAAUUGACUGUGAAUAGAGUCUCCACCCUGGAACAGUACCCCAUACCAAAAGUAGAGGAUUUGAUGGCAGUGUUAGCUGGCGGGCAACAGUUCACCAAACUUGACAUGAGUCAUGCAUAUCAGCAAAUCCAAAUGGAUGACCAGUCUAAGAAGUAUUUAACUGUAAAUACUCACCGUGGAAUGUUUACAUACAACAGAUUACCAUUUGGUGUAUCCUCAGCCCCUGCAAUAUUCCAGAGAACCAUGGAGGGGGUUCUCCAGGGAAUACCACAAGUUGCUGUAUAUCUUGAUGAUAUCCUGGUUACCGGGGAAACCAGAGAAAUGCACCUCAAGACCCUGGAUGAGGUGUUGACCAGGUUAGAAGAUGCUGGUCUCAGAUUAAAGAGAAGCAAAUGCACAUUGCUGGCUGAUGAAGUUCAGUAUUUGGGACAUAAAGUGGAUGCGAAAGGAGUUCACACAGUGGAGGUCAAGGUCAAAGCUGUUGUUGACGCACCCACCCCAACUUCAAUGACAGAGCUCAAGGCUUACCUGGGCUUGCUGAAUUAUUAUAACCGAUUCCUUCCAAAUCUCUCCACAUUGCUGGCCCCUUUACAUCAUCUGCUGAGGAAAGAUGUGGUUUGGAGCUGGGGGGACCGUCAAGAGGAAGCCUUCAGGAGGUCCAAAGACUUACUGAAGUCAGCUGAUGUUUUGGUGCAUUAUUCGGGAGGGAGGCCUUUAAUAUUAGCCUGCGAUGCCUCACCAUAUGGCGUGGGGGCAGUGUUGUCCCACAGGAUGGAAGAUGGAACAGAAAAACCAAUUGGUUUUGUAUCUCGAACCUUGGCACCAGCGGAGAAGAAAUACUCACAGCUGGAUAAAGAAGGUUUGGCUGUGAUCUUUGGAAUAAAAAGGUUCCACAAGUACCUUUAUGGCCGGAACUUUACAAUUGUGACUGAUCACAAGCCCUUGAUCUCCCUGUUCAAUGAAACUAAACCUGUUCCUCAGAUGGUGUCUCCACGUGUUCAGCGUUGGUCUGUAUGGCUCAGAGCUUAUGAGUAUCACAUUGUAUACAGGCCUGGAAAGCAGCAUGUAAAUGCAGAUGCCCUCAGUAGGCUUCCCUUGCCAGAAACAUUCCCUGCUGAGGAAGAGGAGGAUCUGGUGCUGAUGCUGGAUGGAAUGGAUGAUGCACCAGUGACCACAGAACAAGUAAGGCAUUGGACAGCUAAAGAUGUGACACUGUCACGUGUGCAUGGAUAUGUGCUAAAAGGAUGGCCUUUAACAGUGGAGCCUGAAUGUAUGCCUUACUUCUCUCGACGCUUGGAGCUCAGUGUGCGAGAUGGAUGUGUUCUGUGGGGUGCUCGAGUCAUUAUUCCCCAGAAAGGAAGGAAAAUUUUGUUAAAGUUGCUGCAUCAGUCCCACCCAGGAAUGUCUAGGAUGAAGGGACUGGCCCGGUCGUAUGUCUGGUGGCCGCAGAUGGAUCAGGAUGUUGAGAGGGAGGUACACCAGUGUGAUGCGUGUCAACAGAAUAGCAUGUCUCCUUCUACAGCACCCUUACAUCCCUGGGAAUGGCCAGAGAAGCCCUGGACUCGAGUCCAUGUGGACUAUGCAGGUCCAUUUUUGGGCAAGAUGUUUCUGGUACUGGUUGAUUCCCAUUCUAAAUGGAUGGAUGUGUAUCCUGUGAAUACAGCAACUACUCAUGGAACCAUUGAAAAGCUCAGACAAAGUUUCAGUGUCCAUGGAUUGCCACAGAUGUUGGUGAGUGAUAAUGCUACAUGCUUCAUGAGUGCUGAGUUUGCUGAUUUCAUGUCUAAAAAUGGGAUAAAGCAUGUGACUUCAGCCCCUUUCCAUCCUUCAUCGAACGGAUUGGCUGAGAGAGCAGUUCGGACCUUUAAGGAGGGGAUGAAGAGGAUGCAAGGAGUUAAUGAGAGCUUGGAAGCAAAAGUGUCCAGAUUCCUGUUCAGUUACAGAAUCACUCCACACUCUACCACAGGCUUGUCUCCGGCUGAAAUGCUGAUGUCACGGAGGCCCAGGUCUGCCUUUGACCUGUUACUCCCCGACUUGAAGUCUAAGGUGGAAAAGAAACAGUGGAAACAAAAAGUUAAUCAUGACAACCGCACCAAGCUCAGAAGUUUUUCACCUGGGAAUCCAGUUUUUACAAGGAACUAUGGAUAUGGUCCCAAAUGGAUCCCUGGAACAGUUGAGAGCUGCACAGGUCCUCUGUCAUGUACAGUCCUCAUUGGAAAUGGACAGGUCGUGAGGAGACAUGUUGACCAAAUCAGGAAGAGAGAGCUAAGUGGUGUUCCUGAUACCGAUCCCAGUACACCUCAGGUGGUGAACACACCAUCUCUUGUGAUACCAGAAGAAGUGCAGUCCCCUGAGGUCAGGGCCUCUGACUCUCCAACCCCUGUGGAAGACUUUAAAAGCGACACACCCAUGUUGGGGAGUGAGCCCCCACCUGAAGGUCCCACUGAGAUAGAAGAUCUCUUCUUCCAGGGAGUUCUGGUCGAGAGGGGCGGUCCGGACCGGACGGACCGGCUGGAGGCGGUGGCUCAGCUCAGUCUGCACACUGUUGGACCCUCCGUCCACCAAUAA
Molecule: messenger RNA, 3435 nt
Organism: Myripristis murdjan (pinecone soldierfish)
Lineage: Eukaryota; Metazoa; Chordata; Actinopteri; Holocentriformes; Holocentridae
Biological process (GO): DNA integration
Molecular function (GO): nucleic acid binding
Source: RefSeq, a predicted model, not a curated record